Galleria mellonella (greater wax moth) is the source of this 451-nucleotide messenger RNA. RefSeq lists its product as uncharacterized. The transcript is spliced from 3 exons. The record is from RefSeq and is a predicted model, not a curated record. Bases 130 to 426 code for a protein of 98 amino acids. Lineage: Eukaryota; Metazoa; Arthropoda; Insecta; Lepidoptera; Pyralidae.
CGAUAUAAUGCUACUCUGUAACAUCGAUUUAUUAGUGCAUCGACAUAUCUCGUCGUAAACAAAUUAUUUCCAUUUAGCAGACAAUCUUCGCGGCCAACACUAGUGUGUAGAAUCGAGAUACGCCUCACAAUGAGGACUCUGAUAUUCGUCCUGCUUGUUCUAGUCGUGGCGUGGAUGGGAUCUACAUCACCCAUAGACCCCAAAAGACAGCUCAUCAACCGACCCAAAGUGGAUAUCUACCAUAGACAAAGACGCUCCCCGCAAGAUGUUAAAGGAGGGAGUCGAAAUGCAGUAAAAGGGGGUCACACGCCACCUACGAUACAUCCGAGAAAAGGCGAGUACGUGUGUGGAGACAAGAUGUGCAAGCUCAAGCCGGGGGAAGUGCCCAAGAAUUGCAACGGAGUGUGCCAGUACCGGGUGGCUUGAUCAAUAAAAGACUUUUUGGAAAAUA